GCACCGAGGAAUUGGCGCACCGUUUCUUUUUCGUCUUCAUUCAACAACAUGGCGCUCCCCAUGGACAAACCACGAGAUAGAACUUCACGCAUUUUUGCCUCUGGCAAGCUUCAGUCUAGGGAAAAUAAAAUAAGAAGCCGAAUGCAGUCUCCCCAAGUGAAAUCAUCACACAAUAAAUAUCGGUCAAGAAUCAUUGGAAACGUCAAAGAAGGUCAGGGAUAUGCUGAUAAGAGAAAGAGGAGGUUUCUUAACAACUAUCAGAAACUGAGAAGGAAACAGAGACUCCAAGCUGAGAGGAGGCAGAGCGAAAAUGAAACGGACACGAGCGACAUCAAUUUAUUUGCAAAAAACAUCCAAUCUGCAUCAGAAAACAUAAAUUUGGUUGCAAAGAACGUUCAGUCUACAUUGGAAAAUGUUGAAAGGGACUCCGAUUCCACUUCAGAACACAUCUUGGUUCUGAAGAGGAGCAAGGAGGGAACCAGUGAAAGGACUCAAAAGAAUCCUAGUGAUAGAAAUGAAGGUGAGGAGAGAACUGGAGCGAAUGUGGUGAAAAAGAAACGAUUCAAGAAGCGCGGAGGCAAGAAGAAUGCCAAAAACAAAAACCGGUUCAGCAAAGCCCAGGCAGAGUUUACAGAAAAGAGACGAGUGGAGGAGAAGAGAAUACAGAAUUUACAACAACAGCAAACAGAGAGGGCACUCGCCUUGGAACGUUACAAUAAAAAGAAGAGUGAGCAGCAUCAGAAGCUGAAGAAGAAGUCCAGGAGAGGACAGCCCCUCAUGAAAUACCACAUGGAGGUGUUGCUAGAUAAGAUAAAAGCUCAGGAAAGAUGAUCAGGUAAAAAAACAAAACAAAAAACUAUUUGGAUAUUUUAUAGGCCUAGUCAACCAUAGCCUGCAAGCACAGACUCAAAUUUGACCCCUAACAGAUUAUACCAUGUCUAGAAUUGAAGACUAGACUCCGAACUCUGUCUGACAGAGGCAGCAACAGUACAUGCGAGAAUCUAGUCUCACUACUUCAGACUCUGUAUUAUGCGAAAACUGAAUGUCUGUGUCUGCAGACCAAGUCAAACUUGUGAAUCAAAGAGAAGAAGGCAAGCAAGCCAAUCACUGGAUUUUCAUCAAAAUCAGAUGAAAGUAAUGACACUUGAAGAUGGAUGUUACAAAGAGAGACCCACUAGGGUUACACAGUACACAUAGACUAUUUUCAUUUUAUUUGUUUGACUAUUUUUAAAAGCAAUUUCACAUUUAUGAAAUAAUACUACACAUUGUACAGGUGGCAAGAAAAGAUUUAGAUAUAUGAAGACCAAAUUUGGUCCAUAAAAUCUUUUACAAAUAUGGUCUUCUUUCAUAUCUAUAAUCCUUUUCUACGUUAGGCUAAAAAAAUUCCAGUCACCCCUCGUGAGAACGAUGGUUAGAUUCCUUGAAAAUCUGAAAUGGCGAGUAAUAUUAUGUAUUAUGAUUCAGUCAAGAAACAUUUUAUUCUCAAUUCUUUAGAAAUUGAAAUAUUUGAUGUUUCAUGUACAUUUAAAAUUUUUAUACAUUUAAAAAAAUCAUUAGUGUGAUAUAAUUUGCUUCCUCAUUGUUUUGUAAAGUAACAAACAUUUUUCACUUUACUUACAUGUACAUCAUUAAAUCAAGACUUUGAUAUUCCACAACUUGGAUAUAUUUCCUGACAGAUUCUCACUGAACCUUCAAGCCAAACUUAAAACCUCAAAUCUGUCACUCAUCUCAAUCCCAAUAUUUGUGCUAUUAUGCAUUGUAAAGUCCAUAACUCAUAAAACAACUCAAACUCUGGUAAUGUGAGAGGAUUUGGCCUAACAAAUAUUGUAAAAUGCAAAUUAGCUCACCAAAGGUAUACAAUUACAAUGAUUUUGUGAAAAAAAUGUCAGAUUUCGGUGAAGAAGUUGCGCAAAUUUGUAUCUAAUGGCUUAAAAUAGCACUUUGUGUUUUGCGAUGUUUGACUGUAUGAAUAAUUUAUAUCUCAUGCAUGAUUUUGUCUGAUGAUUGCAGCAGUGAAGGUUUUAUUUUAAUAUAUAGAAUGACACUACUUUCAGAUUUUGGGCUUAUAAGGGCAACAUAACAACUUUUUCUUUUAUUCAAUAGUAGGCCUUAGUUUUUGCAAUAGCAGAGAUUGUAUUUGUACACUUCAUUGGACACAGACAGUAUUUCUGAUACCUGAAAAUGUAAAGAUAUGCUGGUGACAGGUCAUCUCGAUUGAAAAUAAUUAUUUACUUUUCAUGACAGAGUAUAUAUUUCUGUAUAUUAUUAAAGAUGAAAUAUGAAAGUUUUUAAUGGUAAUGACUACCGGUAAUGCUUUGUUUCAAUGCAUAAAUAUUCUGAAGGCAGCAUUGAAAAUAUUUUCAUUCAUUAAGAGCAGUAAUAGAUCAUGGGGGGAGGGAUGGGCAUCAGUUAAGACAAAUAUCUUUUUUCUUUUGGGGCAUCUAUCUAUUGUUGCAUCCCCCCCCCCCGUCACCUUCCAUUAGUUGAGUAUUCACGGUCAAAACCUUUUCUCAGACCAGCAUGAAAGGAGGAAAAGGAGAAUAGGAAUUAAUGUAAUGUAACAUCUAUUCAUCCUAGAUUUAUAUUAUAUCAAUUGCUUUUCAUAAAAUCAAGGAGGAAUGAGUUUAAAAAAAAAGAAGUAUUACAUCUUUUUUAGUUGCAAAUGGUUUAGGCCCCAUUGCAUAAAAGUUUUGUGGUAACUUUUCAAAUUAAUGGAAACUAUCAAGUGUACUAGUGUUCAACAGCCAGUGAAAAUCAAGGAUUUCAUGGAAGUCACUUUUGGAUUGAAAAAAAAAAGUAUUUUUCAACAUUGUAUGCAACAGACCUGUGUGGCUGAAGAAUUUAUUAGAAUUAAAUAUGACAACAGUUGAAAGCGGAUAAAAAUCUUAUGCCGCCGUACAUGAUAA
This is a messenger RNA of Lytechinus pictus (painted urchin), 2906 nucleotides long. Its product is annotated as thyroid transcription factor 1-associated protein 26 homolog. Lineage: Eukaryota; Metazoa; Echinodermata; Echinoidea; Temnopleuroida; Toxopneustidae. The transcript has 3 exons. The coding region runs from base 49 to 831 and encodes 260 amino acids. Gene Ontology annotation, cellular component: nucleus. The record is from RefSeq and is a predicted model, not a curated record.